Salvia splendens (bonfire salvia) is the source of this 390-nucleotide messenger RNA. RefSeq lists its product as uncharacterized. NCBI's taxonomy places the organism in Eukaryota, Viridiplantae, Streptophyta, Magnoliopsida, Lamiales, Lamiaceae. The transcript has a single exon. Bases 1 to 390 code for a protein of 129 amino acids. The record is from RefSeq and is a predicted model, not a curated record.
AUGCAGUUUUUGGGAUCAGUGGGGAUAGUGUGUCCGACCGGAUGGGUUCACUUCGUUGUUUUUCAGCACUGCUGGGACAUUGUUGGGAGUAAUGUGAUUGAAGCCGUUGGAGACUUCUUCAGUGGAGCUUUUAUGCCCCGAAGCUUCACAGCGACCAUGAUCAUUCUCAUCCUGAAGAAGCUUAACCCGGUCACGUGGGGAGAUUUCAGACCGAUCAGCCUAUGCAAUGUUACGAACAAGAUCAUCACAAAGAUCCUCGCCUCGAGACUAGCACCAUUACUUCCCCUAGUCAUUGCAUCAAAUCAGAGUGGGUUCAACAAGGGCCGUCUGCUUAGUGACAAUGCUCUUCUGGCCCAAGAGUUGAUACAUGACCUGGGGAAAGAACUUUAG